AUGUAUCAACGUUCACUGUGGAUACGAAGGUUUUGUUCAAAUAAACAACCCGCUGCUGACCUGAGGCUGUACGAUGGUCGAACGAAGGAAAAAGUGGGCCUGCGCGGCGGACAAAAACCUUACCUCUCAUUCUACACCUGCGGCCCGACGGUCUACGAUUCGGCACACAUUGGCCAUGCCAGCUGCUACGUUCGGUUGGACAUUUUACAACGCAUUCUACGCCACCACUUCCAACUACCACUGGUCACUGCGAUGAAUGUUACCGAUAUUGAUGAUAAAAUAAUUGUGCGAGCCCAAGAGAGUGGAACCGGUUGGAAAGAGCUGGCCCAUCGGUACGAGGCCGAGUUCUGGACCGAUUUGAGGCGGCUAAACGUUCGGCCACCCGAUGUUAAACUGCGCGUCACAGACCACAUUCCAGCCAUAAUGCGCUUCGUGCAGACACUGAUCGAUAAGGGUUACGCUUACCGUGCCGACGACGGAUCGGUAUACUUCGAAACGGGAAAGUACAAACGGUACGGAAAGCUGCAGAAGGUCAUUCUGGAACCGUCGGCCACGGCGGCAACAACUGACGGCAGCCACAAACGGCAUCCUUCCGAUUUUGCCCUUUGGAAAGCAUCCAAACCGAACGAACCGAUGUGGGAAGCUGGCUUCAGCAACGGUCGGCCAGGAUGGCACAUCGAGUGCUCCACCAUGGCAAGUCACAUAUUUGGCCAGCGUUUAGAUUUUCACGCCGGCGGACUGGAUCUGCGCUUUCCGCACCACGAAAACGAGGAAACGCAAAGUUGCUGCUACCACGGUGUGCAGGACUGGGUUACGCACUGGCUGCACACCGGCCAGUUGCAUCUGGCGGGGCAAACACACAAAAUGUCCAAAUCGCUUAAAAACACCAUCAGCAUCGCGGAACUGCUGGGCGCGCACAGUGCCGACGAGUUUCGCAUGCUGUGCCUCCUUUCGCAUUACCGCAGCGCGAUCGAAUAUGGUCCCGAGACGAUGUCUACUGCGAGUAACGUUUGGCGGAAGUUUGUAACCUUUUUCCAUGACUCCAAAGCCUACGUCGAUGGACGGAAACCGGCAACUUACAGUGCGGCACCGGAAAGUGCUCUAUUUGACAGUCUGCUCCACGUGCAGGCCAACAUCAACAAACACUUGGCCAACGAUUUCAACACCGCCAGCUCGCUGUUGGCACUCGCGGAUCUGGUUUCUACUGUGCAGCGAACGAUGAAUACAAAUGAGCGGGAUGCGUGCGAAUCGCACCUAAUCGGAGCGUCCAAUGUUGGUGCCGUUCUGGCCGCGACGAGAUACAUUCGAGAGCAGCUACAUGCGUUCGGUUUGCAAACCAUCGAAAACUCGCCAGACAGCACCGCGUUGGUCGCUGGAAAGCCGGCUCAAUCAAGAGCACUUGUUGAGGAGAUGGUAAAGAUCCGUAGUGAAAUAAGACAAAGGGCAGCCGAGACCAAGGAUGCGCAACUGUACCGGGUUUGCGAUCAGUUGCGAGACGGUUUGCGAACCGCAGGCGUGGAAGUGAAAGAUCACGGCAAAGAAACUAGCUGGAGCUGGAGCUAG
Anopheles cruzii is the source of this 1563-nucleotide messenger RNA. RefSeq names its product probable cysteine--tRNA ligase, mitochondrial (gene CysRS-m). The record is from RefSeq and is a predicted model, not a curated record. Gene Ontology annotation, molecular function: ATP binding; cysteine-tRNA ligase activity. The coding region runs from base 1 to 1563 and encodes 520 amino acids. The transcript has a single exon. NCBI's taxonomy places the organism in Eukaryota, Metazoa, Arthropoda, Insecta, Diptera, Culicidae. Gene Ontology annotation, biological process: cysteinyl-tRNA aminoacylation. Gene Ontology annotation, cellular component: cytoplasm.